This is a messenger RNA of Fopius arisanus, 3409 nucleotides long. It is a transcript of the gene ema, whose product is annotated as C-type lectin domain containing ema. The transcript is spliced from 4 exons. The record is from RefSeq and is a predicted model, not a curated record. Bases 18 to 2984 code for a protein of 988 amino acids. NCBI's taxonomy places the organism in Eukaryota, Metazoa, Arthropoda, Insecta, Hymenoptera, Braconidae. Gene Ontology annotation, biological process: endosome to lysosome transport; regulation of autophagosome maturation; endosomal transport. Gene Ontology annotation, cellular component: late endosome; endolysosome membrane.
AUUCAUCUGCUGGAGACAUGUUUCGUAGUCGAAGUUGGUUUGGCGGUGGAAUCUGGAAACCCAAGAAUCCACAUUCACUGGAACAUCUUAAAUAUUUAUACAAUGUUUUGUCCAAGAAUCAUACGGUGUCGGAAAAUAACAGGGGUUUGUUGGUGGAGACGUUGAGGUCUAUUGCUGAGAUUCUUAUUUGGGGAGAUCAAAAUGACAGCAGUGUUUUCGAUUUUUUCCUCGAGAAGAAUAUGCUCUCCUUUUUCCUUCGGAUAAUGAAGCAAAAAUGUGGAAGCUAUGUCUGUGUUCAAUUACUACAGACGCUCAACAUUCUAUUCGAAAAUAUUCGAAACGAAACAUCACUUUAUUACCUGCUAAGCAACAAUCACGUAAAUAGUAUUAUAGUGCACAAAUUUGACUUCAGUGAUGAGGAAGUUAUGGCUUAUUACAUAAGUUUUCUCAAAACCCUGAGUCUCAAAUUGAAUGCACAUACUAUUCACUUCUUCUAUAACGAGGUAAACAAGCACACGAACGAUUUUCCGCUGUACACCGAGGCGAUAAAAUUUUUUAAUCAUUCCGAGGGAAUGGUGCGAAUAGCAGUGCGAACUUUGACCUUGAACGUUUACCGCGUUGAGGAUGCUUCAAUGUUGGCCUUCAUCAGAGACAGAACAGCAGCCCCGUACUUCAGCAAUCUCGUCUGGUUCAUAGGAAAUCACAUAAUAGAGCUAGACACAUGUGUGCGAAACGACGCAGACCAUCAGAGCCAGAAUCGUCUCUCAGACCUUGUUGCAGAGCAUCUCGAUCAUCUCCACUACCUAAACGACAUCCUCUCCUUGAACAUCCCAGACCUGAACAAAGUCCUCUCCGAGCACCUUUUGCACAAGCUCCUGGUCCCGUUGUAUGUCUACUCCCUGACAAAAUCCAUCUCUCCCCCAGGGCAGAGUCCAGGCGAGCGAAAACACGUCAGUGUGGUGGUCUCCUUAUUUCUUCUCUCUCAAGUGUUCCUCAUCGUUUCUCACGAGCCCCUCGUGAGAACCCUAGCUGCUGUAAUUCUCAAAUCAGACUCCCACAUGGUGGAGGAUGGAGCUAGCAGAGUCCUGGAGGAAUACCAGCUCUCCUCAUUUGACAAAUCAAUAGUCUUUGCCCCACCGAGUGAAACCCUCGAGAAAUCAUUAGAAAGCUUAUCCGGCCACUCAGAUCUUCAAACAUUGACGCUGGAGGACAUCCCCGAACAAUCGAGCCCUCAGCACUCCUCCACAUCAGACUCAGAGAUCCUCGAGAACCCUUCAACAACACCUGGAUCCUCCCAAGAGGAAAUCAAGCACCUCAAUGUCACCGACGAAGAAAAAGAGCAGAGACUAGCUCUUGAAGUUGAUUCCUCCCCAAACCAGAGUAGACAAUCCAUCGAGGAGAACUCUACCCAUCGACCACUUGCCAAACCCUUCCUAGAGACCAUCCUCAAUUCCCUCAACUGCAGAGAAAAUGAUUAUGCAACUUUAUUCUCCCUCUGCUUGCUGUACGCAUUAAUCAGCAACGAGGGAGUAGACAAAGAGACUCUGGACUUUGCACCGUCAGCUGUGAAAAACCCGAGCAAUUGGUACAACUUGGCUUUAAUAGAGAAAUUAAUCCACGUUAUCUCAGCCAGUUGUCAGACAAAUGCUAAAAUAAGACUAGUGACCAUCGAGAUGAGUAUAAAACUACUGAUUAAAUUAGUCAUAUCAGAUGGGGAGAGUUUACUUUGUGAUGCACAUCUGGCAGCAAUUGAGUCUGCCAAAGAAGAAAGCACUGCUUUGCUCAGGAAUUUUUACAAGAGUGAGGAUAUAUUUCUUGAUAUGUUCGAGGAAGAGUACAGCGAGGUUCAGAAGAAGCCGUUGAAUGUCGAGUGGUUGAUGAUGGAUAGUAAUAUUCUGCUGCCUCCCACUGGCACUCCAAUGACUGGCAUUGAAUUCAGUAAACGCCUGCCCUGUGGGGAGGUUGAGAGAGCGCGAAGAGCCAUUCGUGUUUUUUUUUUGGUCAGAGAAUUGUCAAUGCUUCUAGGAAAUGAGCCUGAGACUCAGCUACCCUUGACCAAUCCUGCGAAUUGUGUGCAAGUGGGAAAUGUCUUGGAUCUUAAUAACAGUGAUUUGAUAGCCUGCACUGUAGUGUGGAAGGAUGGCCAGAAGAUUCGGAGAUUUCUGGUGAUUGAUGUCAUUCAACUGAUCCUCGUGGAGCCUGAUACGAGAAGACUGGGGUGGGGGGUAGCCAAGCUGGUGGGAUUCCUUCAAGAUAUCGAGGUGGCUGGGGACAAGGAUGAUUCCAGGUGUCUUCAUCUGACAAUUCAUAAACCUUUGAGCACUAGUGGGGGGAAUAGACUACCACUGCUCUCAGCCAAAUUUAUUUUUGAUGAUCAUAUUAGGUGUAUGGCUGCCAAGCAGAGGCUCACCAAGGGGAGGAUCAAGGCUAGGCAGAAGAAGAUGGGACAGAUUGCUAAGCUUUUGGAUAUUCCAACCAAUUUGCCUAAUUGCUCAACUCCACCGAAUUAUCCUCUGUUGGGGAUGAGGCAAGAGAGGACUGUCGGGAGAGGACAGAGACUGAAGGAGCAAAGGGGAAUGUUUACGGUUAAUAAGGUGCCUGGGUUUGCAGCUCAAUUGCGAAAGCAGAAUGAACCCAGAACUGGAGUGGGCAGGCGGGUUGGGGGGGAUGUCAGUCCACCGAGUGGAAGGUCUAAUGAUAAUGGGAUUAGACCAAGGGAUGGCUCUCCCAAAAUGCCCAGACCUAGGAGUGAAGAGAUUCCUCUGGAGGACAUGAGGCUGAGGAAAAGUUCGUUCACUGGGAAUGGAUGUUCGGGAAUGCAAUUAGUUAGCACCAUUGAACCAAAUACUUCGACUGCCAACGCAGCUGUCAAUACUGAUGUUGUGUUGACUAAGAAAUGCUCUGAAGAGACUUCUUUCACCUCAGGACAGGCUUCGGAUUCGUCGGCGAAACCUCGACGGAAGGGACAGGUCGAAACCGUGUGAUUGGUUAAUGAUGUUAAAUGUGAAUAGGAGUAAUUAUUGGGAUUGAACUUUUUCGGAGCUCGUCCCUAUUUUCUAUAUCACUUUUUUUGAAAAGGAAAAGAUCUAAUUUAUUCAUUAUUUUCUAUGGUGAGUACAUCGUUUUCCCUGUGAAAUGAAUCCAAUUUAAUUAAUCGAGUUGUGACUGAAGUACAAAUACCUUGUGGCAAAGUGGUCUGAUGAUUAUUAAAUCUGAACGUCGGUUUAUUCAUCUCCAUCUCGUUUCCGCUUGUCAUUUUGAAAUCUAGGAAAGGACUUCGAAAAUGAAAAUCUCGUUCUACAUCUAUACUCGACGAAAUCGUUCGAUGACAUUACCUUUUUAUGCUAAAAAAAAAUUAAAUAAUUUUCUCUAUCGCUGAAUAAAAAAUAAAUAAAGAUAAUUCAACUGA